GCAUGGAAUUUUCAAGAACCACGAUAGUCCUUUGCCACAUUAUCUCCCCCUCUAUAUAUGUGACUACCUUGUACCUUACAUGUUCAAUCAGUUUCAAGACAAACUUUAGAUAUAGCCAAAGUCCAACACAUUAUCCACUGCUUUCGAUUUUCUGAGUACCCAAACAGAAGGCACAUACACAUUCAAAAAUACAAAUGAGGCACUUAUUACUAAUAAUACCACUGAUCUUGCUUGUUCUUGCUGGUUUUCCAUUCAAAGCAAAAGGGUCUCUGCUACCUUUUACAGAUCGACCUAGUACUCUCUUGGCUGAUCUGUGGUCUGAUCGUUUCCCUGAUCCAUUUCGGGUGUUAGAGCAAGUCCCAUUUGGGGUUGUCAAAGACGAGUCAUUCAUGGCUGUGUCACCUGCAAGAGUAGAUUGGAAGGAGACACCAGAGGGACAUGUUAUAAUGCUGGACGUGCCAGGAAUGAAGAAAGAUGAGAUCAAGAUAGAAGUGGAGGGGAAUAGGGUGCUGAGAGUGAGCGGAGAAAGGAAGAAGGAGGAGGAGAAGGAAGGGGAUCACUGGCAUAGAGUGGAGAGAUCCUGUGGCAAAUUCUGGAGGCAGUUCAAGGUGCCAGAUAAUGUGGACUUGGAUUCUGUCGAGGCUAAGCUGGAGAAUGGAGUGCUUACUCUCACAAUGAACAAGUUGUCACCUAAUGAGAUCAAAGGUCCAAGGGUGGUGAGCAUUGUAGGGGAUGAUGAGCAGACUGCCAAGCUCAAGGGUAAUAAGGGCAAGCAAGAGCUUUGAAUAAUAGAUAAAUGAUGAUUAUACUCCUACAGACUUCUCGUGUGCCAGUAAAUGAUCAGUAAAAAUGGGUUUGUAGUUGGGUUUUUAUGAAUAAAUGGGUUCUACUAAGAUCUUCGGUUGUGUUCAUGUAAUGAGUUAUCCUUGAGUUAAUCUUGUUUGAUAAUAUUAU
Messenger RNA from Cajanus cajan (pigeon pea), 954 nucleotides. RefSeq names its product HSP20-like chaperones superfamily protein (gene ATHSP22.0). The record is from RefSeq and is a predicted model, not a curated record. Lineage: Eukaryota; Viridiplantae; Streptophyta; Magnoliopsida; Fabales; Fabaceae.